AUGCAAAUUAUUAAGCUCUUCAAUAAAUCUUAUGAUGUACCAUCCGGGAUAAUUAGUUCCAGAUUCCUUACUAAAAAUGGAAGGAAAAUUACUCUAAUCCUAUCUGAUUCAAAACUUUAUCGAAUUGUAAAAUUUUACAAAAUUAUUUAAAGUCUGACAAAGGUGUAAAAAUGGUUUCUCUAAGCAGCCAUCUUCGUUUUUAAAUUAAAUCAAACAGAUAACAGAAUUACCUAAUGUUAGAAACUGACUUAUUAUCUAAACCGAUAGAAUAUUAAUUUAUUGAAUAACCAGGGAUGUGGGAAAUAUUUCUAAAAUAGAAAUUACCACUAAUGGAUUACCAAAAAUAUUAUGAAAUCGAAAAAUUAAUUGGUAGUGGUAGUUUCGCCAGUGUUUAUAUUGGAAAAUCAAAGGCCGACGGUACCAAAGUUGCAAUUAAAGCAUUUCUUAAAAAAAUGCUCAUGUUACAAGAUCCAACUUUAUGGAGAGUAAUAAUAUGAUUUAUGGUAGGAACAAAUUGACAAUGAAGUAAAAGUAAUGAAAUAUAUGAAUCAUCAAAAUAUAUUAAAAUUGUAUGAUGUUUUUGAGAACAAAGCUCAAAUUUACUUAAUCACUGAAUUAUGUAGAGGUGGUAACUUGGAUUAAGCAAUAAAAAAGUUAGAAGAACCAUUGCCAUUUCUAACUGUGAAAGUAAUUUUUCGAUAAAUUGUCGAAGGAAUCAAAUAUAUGCAUGAUAUAGGUAUAAAAAUAAGAGAAUGAAAGGUUUGAUGCAUAGAGACAUAAAACCAGGGAAUAUUCUUUUUAGAAAACCUGUUUCCCUUAAAUAAUUUGGUUUAUCAGCCUAAGACAGCCCAUUAAUCAGCGAUUUUGGAGUUUCUUCCACAAUUUAAAAAUAACUUAAUGUUUACUAAUUUUGUGGCUCCUAUGGGUAUAUGGCACCAGAGAUCUUUAUAUGCGAGGAGGACAAAUCUAAAUCAUAUAAUGAGAAAUGUGACAUUUUUAGUUUAGGAUGUUUACUUUAUGAAUUGUAUAAAAUUUAAUUUAUUAGAACUACUACAAAACCACUCUUUUCAGGCAAUAAUUUAAAGUAAUUAAAUAAGGAAUGUAACAUAAAUAUGAAUAAAUUGCUAGACGAUUGUUUCGGAAAUAGAUAAUGUAAAUCAAUUUUAUUAGUUUUAGUAAUAAAUCUACUUAUGAAAAUGUUGAAUCCAAAACCUGACCAAAGGAUUUCGUGUUCGGAAGUGUUAAAUCAUCCUGUUAUGCAAGUUGAAUACGAUGAAUAAGGAUGCCCAUUAUUCAAGGAUUAUAAGAAACCUGUUGCUUUAUCCAUAUAAAAACCCAGAGCAUCCUUAAAAUCCAAAAGCAAUGCCAUCUUGCCAUAAACAUCAAGGAGAAAUGAGACACAAUCAUUUAAACGAUUAUCCUAAGUACUACCACCAAUUAAAAGAUUAAGCACCGAAGUGCAUAAUUGA
Molecule: messenger RNA, 1469 nt
Organism: Paramecium octaurelia
Lineage: Eukaryota; Ciliophora; Oligohymenophorea; Peniculida; Parameciidae
Source: the annotation of a GenBank genome assembly